This is a messenger RNA of Leptonychotes weddellii (Weddell seal), 4553 nucleotides long. The record is from RefSeq and is a predicted model, not a curated record. NCBI's taxonomy places the organism in Eukaryota, Metazoa, Chordata, Mammalia, Carnivora, Phocidae.
CAAGAUUUUCUCCAGAGCCGAUUGCUUCUGGCACCAGCGGCUGUGGGUGUGGCUGGGAGCCGGACCCAGGUUCAUGGCCCACCUGCCUCAAGCACCCCGGCUACUUUUUUGGGGGUCCUGUCCUGAGUUGGAGCUUCCUGGGAGCCUCUGCCUGCACUCGCCAGGGAGAGGCGAGUCGUGGAUGGCGCUCUCUGCUCCCUGCAGACCUUCACCUGGGAGUCAGCCUGACCCAUGCUGCCUGCAGUCUUGAGGGGACAAGCAUGUCGGCUUCAGCAAAAUCCCUGGCACUGGCAGAGCUGGCCCCCGGCCCCGAGGACAAGCCCAAGGGGAAGCCGCUCCUUGCCUGGGGCUCUCUCUUCGGCCCCCGCAGCGAGAAGGUUGUUUUCACCAGGAGCGAGGGAACCCCCGAGGAGAACGUGCUCACCAUAACCAUCACAGAGACCACCGUCAUCGAGUCCGACCUGGGCGUGUGGAGCUCCCGGGCUCUGCUCUACCUCACACUGUGGUUCUUCUUCAGCUUCUGUACCCUCUUCCUCAACAAGUACAUCCUGUCCUUGCUGGAAGGGGAGCCCAGCAUGCUAGGUGCUGUACAGAUGCUGUCAACUACGUUCAUUGGAUGUGUAAAAAUACUGGUUCCUUGCUGUUUAUAUCAGCACAAAACCCGGCUUUCUUAUCCACCCAAUUUCCUCAUGAUCAUGCUGUUUGUAGGUCUAAUGAGGUUUGCAACAGUGGUUUUGGGUCUGGUCAGCCUGAAAAAUGUGGCGGUUUCGUUUGCUGAGACAGUGAAGAGCUCUGCUCCCAUUUUCACUGUGAUCAUGUCCCGGAUGAUCCUGGGGGAGUACACAGGGUUGCUGGUCAACCUCUCCCUCAUCCCCGUCAUGGGAGGCCUGGCACUGUGCACGGCCACAGAGAUAAGCUUCAACGUCCUGGGGUUUUCGGCCGCGUUGUCCACCAACAUCAUGGACUGUUUGCAGAAUGUUUUUUCAAAAAAGCUCCUCAGCGGGGACAAAUACAGGUUCUCGGCUGCAGAGCUGCAGUUCUACACCAGCGCUGCGGCCGUGACCAUGCUGGUCCCCGCCUGGAUCUUCAUGGACUUGCCGGUGAUCGGCAGAAGUGGGAAGAGCUUCAGUUAUAGCCAGGAUGUCGUGUUGCUGCUGCUGAUGGAUGGCGUUCUGUUCCACCUGCAGAGCAUCACGGCCUAUGCCCUCAUGGGCAAAAUUUCCCCUGUGACGUUCAGUGUCGCUGGCACCGUGAAGCAUGCCUUGUCCAUUUGGCUCAGUGUCAUAGUGUUCGGCAACAGAGUCACCAGCCUGUCGGCUGUCGGCACCAUCCUCGUGACGGCCGGAGUCCUACUCUACAACAAAGCCAAGCAGCGUCAGCGGGAGGCCAUGCAGAGCCUGGCUACGGCCACCAGCCGGACACCAGAGGACGACACGGAGCCACUGACCCCCAAGGACCCCAGACCACACCACUGAGCUCUGGAAGCCUCGGCAGGUGCCCAGGGCCCCGGUGCUGCCCGCGGCAGCUGUCCUCGCUGACGCGGACCCCCGGGCUCCUCGGGUCAGUGGGGUGACGUGCCGCCUUCCCUGCUCCUUUGUUGGGUUUUCAGUGAAAACCACCAGGAACAGGGGUAAGCUUCCCCGGAUGGAGACCAGAGCCAGCUGCUGCUGAGCCUGUAAUGUGACAAUCCCCUCCUGCGGACCCUGUGCUGAGUGCAGGGGAGGGCAUUGGACCCACACUGGCCUCUGCACGCCCUCACCAGCACGCAGGUCGGCUGCAGUUAGGCCAGGCCCAGUUUCCCCGGGAGUGACAGCCACAGGUGCCAACGUGCGCCCCACCCACGGCACAGUGCCCGCUCAGCGUCCCGGGCCUGCACGCUCUGCCCUUCGGCCAUCGGGGGCACUGCCAUGCUGAGACAGAAGGCUGAGGCUCCCCUGCCUGGGCCGGUGGCCACAGCAGCCAAGUGACCACAGAGCUAGGAGAGAGUGGAAAGGGCACAGAAAUAAGGGUUCCUGCUGCUGAGGGCGGGCUGUUGGGCCCUCACCUUCCUGCCCUUCCACCCACGGCGUCCUCCACACCCCAGAACUGCCAGCAGCUGGUACCGCUUAGGGAAAGGCCACUGGUGGAAGGGAAGGUGCCCCACCCCUUUCAGGGUCUCUGCUGCACUAGCCGCCCCCUAUCCUGAGGAUCCCAACCCUCACCUGUGGCUGGCCUUCAGUCAGGGACCCCCGACAUGGUGAUUGCUGGUCACAGGGGUGGAGGACAGACAGACAUCUGUGGUGUUUAACUCAGGACAGGGAUAUACUGACAUUCCCUUUUGUUUUCGGGUCCCCUGUGUGUAACACUGGUUGUUCUGAAGGGUUCCCUAGAGGUGCUCCUGCCAUCACCCUGCUGGUCAGGGGCCGCACCAUACCUUGUCUCGUGGGCAAGGAUGCUAAGUGAAUGAGUGAGCAGGGGGGCACUGGGAAGAACAUUUGGCGUGUUCACAGUUUUUGUCACACUGCAUUUACAAUGACAGUGGAGUUUUUAAAGAAGGAAACAGGUGGCUUCUGGAAGGCAUCCUGUAUGACAGGUAACCCACACUGAACUCACAGCCUGGCUUGGCCUGGCUCUCGCCUCCGAGAGCAGACUGACCACCAUGCUGGGUGUCUGAGCCCUUUGCUGGGUUCAGGCUCCUGGCCUCUUCACUCUGCUCCUCAUCUCACAUCCUGGUGGAAUUUCCGAUCGGGGCACUGUCCGCUGCCAACCAGGCUAUAAGACCUCUCCGUGGCGCCAAGCUCACGCACUGGGGCGUGUCACCUGCAGCCUGACUUGGAGGACAUCGGCGGUGACAUGGCCACCUGAGGCCUGCCUGCCACAGCUGAGUGAAGUAGCCGACAGGAGGGCCUCGGGCGCUAAGGGCCCCCGCGUCUGAGUUCCCCUCCCUGUUGUUCAGGUCCUUGGCUCCCAUCAUCUCUUCACUGGUUUUCCAGUUGGCUUCUCAGCUGGAAAAUAAAAAAAUAGGCCCUCCUAGAGAUCAAAUCUCUCGGAAACAAAGAGCAAUAAUUAUGUCUCAUUAACUUCUUCCUACUUGAAAAAGUUUGCCAUGAUGAUGGGUUAAAGCAAGGCCUUUAAAACUACAACCUGUUAUCAAUGCCCACAUUUUCCACCAAAAACAAACAAAACAAAACAAAAAACUACAACCUUUUUAUGAAGCUGACUUCAAAAUUUUAUGAAGCUGCGCCCGGAGGACAGGCAGGUGUGCGUUCUACUGCAUGUCAAGGUCAGCUCCGCUGUGAAGAUGUUUAUCAUGAGAAUUACCCCACUUCUGUCCCCCUUCCUCUCUGCUUCUUCCACAAACAACAGCGAAGGGGACUCGGAGGUGGCUGGGCAGCAGGAUGUGCAUGCGUCUGUGAGGACCAGCGUGAAAGCACGGCCUCCACAGCGCCCUGCCUCCCCCCUCAAGAAUGUGGCCGCCAUGACCAGCUACUGACGGGCCGUGAGCAGAGAAGAGGACGCAGCUGUGGUCAUCUUGUUGCAAGACGGUUUCAUGUUGCCUUUCUCACGGACGUGGUCAUCUGAGCGUAGCCAGAUGGGCAGCGCCUGCUUCUGAGCCUCAUGAGGGACCAACCACCCCGCACGUCACCUGCGCCCUGUCUCCACUCAAGUGGCUUUCUGCCGAUUUUGAUUUUCCAAAUUCUUGGAUCAGAAACAAAAUGAAGAUUUUCCUAAAUUAUGAGCAAAUGAGGUAAUUUCCAACAAAGCUGCUUUUGAGACAUUUUCUCAGAACACAAGCUGUGGCCAGCACUGCGCUGGCCCAGGGCUUACGUUCCUUCUUCCAGUGUCUAGUCUCCACCCUAAAGCAUGUCCAGGACAGCCCUGCCAGGAGACAAAACCUGUGGCCUGUCUUGGCCAUUUGUUGAAUGAAUGUACAGACAUGUUUUUUAUUAACUCUGUGUAGUAGUGUUUUUACUAGUAUGUUCUUACUGAACAAUAGCAGACGUGCUUGUAUUAACGUUGACACUGGGUGUCACCACUUCCUUGGGUCAGUUCCUCCCAUGUCCAUGAUCGUUGUCUGUGCCUUUGCAAAAAAAACAAACAGGUGUCAAGUCAGGUCAUCUGCUUACCUACAUCGAUACUUAGAGAUGUAUGUAUGUCUGGCUUUUCAAGGAAACUUCCACUGAAGGGCAUAAAAAGCUUUUUUUUUUUUUUUUAAUUCCAAUAGUCAUAAUUUCCUCUAUAUCAGCAUUAAAAAAAUCUGCCCUGGAAAGCUUAGAAUAUCUUGCACAAUCCAAAAUGUGUCUUUGAGAAAAAUACACAUGGUGAAUCAGAAACAGUCACACGCUGCACAAAGAGCAUUAGCCAAGUGCAGUCGUGCCCAUAACCCACGCUGGAAAUGCUUUUCCCAGAACCAGUGGGUUCUGCCUGUGAAUGGUCACUUGGACGGGCCGGUAGGGAUGACACACGCACCGCAUGGCUUUUUACAUCUGUCUGGUGAUGUGCUUUCCCAAGGCCUGGAAGUAUUUUCACGGUUUCCCUGGGUUGGAAAAAUAAAACAAGAAUGUUACUGCAGA